AUGCAGGCUGCGCGUCGAAUAGCCACCCUGGAUGAAUUUGUUUCAUUUGUCAAUCGUGAAGGCAUCACCAGUCUGGGGAGUUGGAUUGAACGGCAACGAAAUAAGAACAUUCCACAGAAAUAUAAUCAAGCAACACGACGGAUCAGCACUGCAGGCGUGACCAUUGUGGAUUUGCGAUCUCACUGGCAGGCUCAGCUGACUGCCCAGGUAUCACUUCAGUCCAGCCCACCUGUUCGUGUCCAACGCGAGCUGGGCAAGAUAGUCAGCCUUCAAAAUCAAAUCGAAGAUAUCGAUGACACUCUGGAGCAACUCCAGAAGACCAUUGACGAUCGACAGAGCUCUAAUUCAGCGCACAUUGCGAUCAAAGAUCUGCAAUGCACUCAUAGCAAGCUUAGUGAACAAGCUGUGCAUCUGUACACUUCCCUUGACCUGGAGACUCAUUACCCAGAACUGGCUGGACUUCCCUUUGAAUUUGUUCAAACACUGCUGCUGAUGAGGGAUCUCAAAAUACAGAUACGAAAACAAGCGAUUGGAACAUUCCUAGAAUGGGAGAAUUUGGACCGUGCUGUCCAAGGACGUCGGGAGCCACUGGGUACAAAGCUUCAUCAAGCAGCUCGGAAGGCCCUUUCAAAACGUCAGCCCACGCUGCAUUGUCUAAUCGACAAGUUCAACUCCUUUUGCUCUCGACUGGAAGAAAUUCAGCCCCCACACUGCUCUGUUCCUAUCCCUCUCCCACUGCCUACCAAACUGAACGAGCUUAAGUCUCACACCAACCUCUUCGAAGAUAUAUGGAUCACUCCCUCUGAUGGGGGUGUUCCAUUGUGGCUGUGUGAUGAGAAUGUCCGGCAGGGAAUUUCCAGUCUCCAUGUACUUGAUCGCUGUCAUGAGGAAGACCUCCGCCUGUCCCGAGAGAGUGAAAAUAUGCUACGCUGGAUUGAUCAGGAGUCUUUGCUGCUCGCGUCGGCCAAAGAGCGCCACUCGACACACGAAUCCACCAUUUCGUACCGAUUCCCAUCGUCGUCUGGGAGUCCAUCCCCUCCCCCCAUCGUACCAUCGUCGCCCGAUCUGGCGCAUCAAAACCAACCCGGGCCCUCCGACCCCUACCUCGCCCUCCCACCGCCUGAAGACGAGAUCCCCGACCUCGACGAACUGCCCUCCGAACAACCACCCUCGCCUCCACCUCACACGCCUGCCCCUACCAUGUCAGGGCAUCACCGCAUCACCCUCGCCGCCAACCCCCCCUACUUCGAUGGCGACAAGUCCAAAUACCUGGGCUUUGUGGACGCGUGCACCACUUACAUCGGUGCCUAUCGAUCGGAGUUCUCACAAGAUGAGACCAAAAUCCUCUUUGUCCUCUCCUACCUCCGUAACGAGAACGGCACGAGCUGCGCUGCCUCGAGAUGGGCGAUGAACUGGAAGCAGCACAACUUCGAUGGCUUCCAGGGACUGAAGGCAGGAGUCACAUCAAAGAACUUCCUGGAGGAGUUUCAGAGGGCGUUCGGGGACUCCAAUGCGGAACAAGUCGCCGCUGCUCGGCUUAUGGCCCUGCGUCAAAACAAACGGUCCUUCGCGGACUACAUCUCCGACUUUGAGAUGUUGGCCGCGGAUGCAGGCUACAAUGUGGUUGACACCACCGACGACAAAGGCGAAUACAAGAAGGGGGACCAGGAUAAUAUCCUCAUCGAGUUCCUGGAGCGCGGACUCAGCAGCGAGAUCGCCAGCCGUCUCUACAACACCGGUGUCCCUCUGCCCAAGGCCUAUGGAGCGUUCAAAGCCUGGUGCAUCAACAUCGAAGCCAAUGCUCUGCGUGACCAGCUGCGCAAAGCGUCGUAUGGGCACCCCACACAACGACCACCUCCCCAGUUCCGUCCCCAAACGGCACCAGUGGCGCCCACACCCGCUCCGGCCCGACCCGCUGCCAACGAACCGGUUCCGAUGGAAAUCGAUCGUACCCACGCCCGCGGCCGCAAUAUCAUCUGCUACAACUGUCAACAGCCUGGGCACAUUGCGCGGAACUGUCCGGAGCCAAGGAAGAAGCGCACAUUCUUCAAUCGGGCCACGAUGCUGGAAGAGAUCGAGAACGGGGACAAGGACAACGAGUUCCUCAAGGAGAUCGCUGAGAAGCUGCGCGAGAAGGGUUUUUGA
This is a messenger RNA of Mycena citricolor, 2145 nucleotides long. The record is from the annotation of a GenBank genome assembly. Lineage: Eukaryota; Fungi; Basidiomycota; Agaricomycetes; Agaricales; Mycenaceae.